CGAAAAAUUAGCCGUGGAGAAAUGUACAUAGAAACUCAUAAGAAGAGAGAUGGGUCGUUUGUGACUGAUGAAGCAAGGGAUAUAGCAGUAAGUUGUACUUUUUGGUCUAUUUUAGUACAAAGUGUUACUUCAAAAUCUGCCAAACCUUAAUGUUAUUUUGUUAUAUUUUUGUUGCUUAAAUCUCAAAUGCAGGAACAAAUUGAAGUACUUAUGACUCAAAAUGAGAAAGAUGAAUCUGGACCAUCUACAAAUGAUGCUAUUGGCAAAGUGUUUGGGGAGGAGCAUUCUGGUAGGGUGCGAUGCAUGGGAAUGGGAGCAACACCUACUAAUACUUUCAGAAAUGGCAAUCAUCCUAGCCAGUUAGCUAAUUCUUCAACUUCAAUGUCAUCUACUACCAAUUACUCCCAAGCUGAUUUUAAGCGUUUGGAGUCUAAAUUUGAUGGGACAUUAGCUGCAUUCAAGGCUUAUUUUGUUGCUAAAGAAGGAAGAAUUCCUGUUGAACUUACUAGUAUAUUUAACCAUAGAACUCAGGCUAAUGAUGUUGAGAACGAACCUAUUACACCGACAACAGGAAGAACAUCAUCAGGAGGAAGCAAUGAAAAUCGUGAAGACAUUGUUUAGUAUUACUUUAAAGAUUGAUUAGUUGUUUAUUGUUGCACCUUUGUUAGGGUAUUAUGUUGCAUUUUUUUAUUAAACAAACUUAUUCAAGUAGAGAACUCAUUAGUGGUAGUUGUGAGUUUAUAUUAUUUUAGCUUAUUUAAUUUUUAGGAUUAGAUAUAUAAAGA
Molecule: messenger RNA, 785 nt
Organism: Arachis ipaensis
Lineage: Eukaryota; Viridiplantae; Streptophyta; Magnoliopsida; Fabales; Fabaceae
Source: RefSeq, a predicted model, not a curated record